AUGUCAUUAUUACAACAACUAACAAAAAAAUUCAAUAUGACAUCAUCGAAAAUCAACGAUACAGAGUUACGCAAACAAUUCCUGCAAUAUCUCAAUCAACCGGAAUUAUGCGAACAAUUUUAUAUCUAUAUGAAAUCAGAACAUUUAGCAUAUGUAUUAGAAUUUUAUCUAGCAUGUGAUGGUCUAAGAAAUCUACUUGAUGAUACAUCAAAACAAGGUCCUAUUAUUGAACUUAUUUAUAAACAUUAUUUAUGCAAUGGUAAAAAUUUAUCAUCGUCGUCUAAAGCAAAAUUUUCUCUACCUGAUGAUUUAAUAUCAUCAAUAAAGCAACGUUUAAUUAAACAUGAAUUUCAUUUAAAAUUCUAUGAUCAAGCACAAGAAUAUGUUCUUAAAUAUAUGUUACAAAUGUGUUACCCUAAAUUUCUUAUUGAACAACAGCAACAACAAGAAAAUGAAUUAAAACGUCAAGCAAUGAUAACACCAAAAUUUAGUCCCAUGCAUAAACGACCCAUGACAUCAAGGAAAAAAGAGGCAUUCGAACAAUUAAAACGAAAUCUUAAUACUUCUGUUCCUAUCAAAAUGCCGUCUAAUGUUCGUCAACAACAACCUGUUGACCCCUGUUCAUUAGAAGUAUCAACACUAAUAGCUGAUCAUGAUGCUGGACUAAAUAUCUCUAAACUACCACGAACAGCCAAAUUAACUAAACAACAAAAGGAUCAAUAUAGUCUUGCUCAACGUGAUCCUGCAGCUUUUUUUGAAGAAAUUAAAAAACGUCUCUUAGCUUAUCAAGCAGAAAAUUCAAGUGCCGCAAAACUUCGUGGUCUUUCACAAUCAUUCAAUGUACAAAAUAAAGUUUCAUUUUCAUUUAAUGAUUUUCGAACAGCUGAUGAUGAUUCAUUAGCUGUUCUUGAUUCUCAAAUAGCUAAAACAAUUGAUGAUGCCGAUAAUAGUCUAUUUGAGACGCCAACAAAAAAUAAUUAUCGAUAUCGACCGUCGUCCAUAGCAAAAGAUUAUUCAAUAUUAAGAAAUAGUUUUACACGAUCAGAUUCAGGUGUUGGAACAGAUACAUCGGAAAAAAAUUAUGAAAUCUUUCGUUAUCAACAAGGGAAGAAUUUAACUUCAAUCGAUGUUAUUUGGUAUCCAUCACUUGAUAGUAAUAAUGCUCUCCUAUCUACAAUACCAAGAAUUCGUGAUCAUAUUACAUUUAAAGAAUUUCGAUUAUUGUUUAAAAAACAACCGAUCUAUAGAUAUUUCUUUAAAACAACUUGUACACCUGAUAUUAAUAAAGAGCAGUAUGUAUUUCGUGAAUUAACUAUGGACGAUGAAUUAGUGCCUUUGUAUGAUGGUAAAAUUUUCGUACAAUUAGAUCGGCUUUCUUAA
Rotaria socialis is the source of this 1380-nucleotide messenger RNA. The record is from the annotation of a GenBank genome assembly. NCBI's taxonomy places the organism in Eukaryota, Metazoa, Rotifera, Eurotatoria, Philodinida, Philodinidae.